GGCCAAACGGCGAUUGAUCGAAUGAUUGGAACUUUAACAUGUCAAUCAUUUACUUGCCUCCGCCUGCUGCGUCGAAGGACUUCCUGAAAACGCUCGUGCCUCCCCUACAGCUCAGGAAAGCUGGAGAAACUCGCCAUGUAGGGGGACAAAAAUAAGGGCACCUACAACAGCCUGAAUACAAGCAGGACAACUAUGACCUGACACCUUCUUCCAGCACUUCUCUUUAUUUUUGUGGUGGUGGUGGUUUAUUUAUCUGCCAUUUUUGAAAGAAUAUCUUGCAUGGAUGGAGUCAUAGAGUACAAGAUUCAUGGAUGUCACAUGUUGGAUGAUUUGGCAUUUAUUUAUUGGAUGAGCUAGGACACACAAGUACCCUUCACCACUACAAUAUCUGACACUAUUUCGGACCAAGACCAGAAGUGACAUCCCUGUUCAUCUAUAUCACAUUCUCAGCCCUGUUGUAAUGUUUUUUAUUUUCAGCUUUUUUAAGCACUAUUCUCAGCUGUACAAUUGCUUUGACUCUUAAUGUUUGUUUGUCCUAAAUGUUUUGUAGCAUUUUUAAGGUUAUAUUACAUUAUAACCUUACUUUUUGUUAAUUUUGGUUUCUGAUGUACUUGACAACGAAAAUUGAAAUUGUGCUUCCUGUCUUAUUUAAACAAAUCGUGAGAAACUUUAUUUGUUUAUCUAGUAACUUAAGAAUUGCUUUUAAUGAUUAUUUAUGUAGACGCACAAAUAAUUUAGCUGUGUUUAAUGUUGAUGAGAGAGGCUUUUUCUCAUACUGUAACAUUUUGAAGUCAAAGACAGAACAGAAAAAUAAUCUGGCUGAGCUCCACAGCCGUUUUUGUUUUUUUACACAAAAUAUAAUAAUGUGUAUAUUGUAGGAAUAAUUAUAGGAAUAUUUUCUUGCAACACUAAACUGGAAGUCUGUUUAUGUGUGUGGUGUUUAGUUCAGAUGUUAAUAAGAGGAUUGGGCAUUGGUUCAGGCAGAUUGCACUUGUGUGGCAAAGAAUCGAAAUUGAUCAGGGAUAGUAAAGCCUGCUGAAGUUUUUUUGUUUUGAAUAGACAACUGCUGAAGGACUGUCUUUUAAAACUGGUUUAAAAUUCAGUUUACUCAAAAGUUGACCACUGUCUACAACAACGUCCAGUGUAUCCGUCCAAACGAGACCAAAAACUGAACUCUGCAUGAGGCGUUCGCAUUGUCUACUCCAUACAUACCCUCCACUUCCCUGUGGAACUACUUCUGAACACAGACAUUGAAAAUGCGCUCCCCAGGAUCGGAGAACCUGUCCGUUACAGAGGAGGCGCUGCUACAUGGCCAGUUUGGUGGAUGGAGCACUGGAGGGGGAAGUGGCAGUGGAAGUAGCAGUAGCAGCUGCCCCAAUAGCCCUGGAGGUGUGUCUGUACCAUCCAGCCCUGUGUCCACCAGCUACGCCCUGACCCUUACACCAACUCACAUCCACGUCCAGCGGUUGUCUCCACGCACAGGGAAACAAUCCAGGCUACUGUUGCCGCUGGCAGAGCUGACUGGCUGCAGCUGUCCACGGUUACCAGCCCCACCAUUGCUUGUGUUUUACUGGUACCCUCCAGGUCGACGCAGAAAGGGUGUGUCAAGACACAGACAGGUGAGGGCUUAUUUGGCGGAGAGCAGAGCUGAGGCGGAAACAUGGAAUGCUGCUAUACAAUGCCUGCUGAGGGGAAUGCACGUCAGCUCCACUACAGAAUUUAGCAAAAGCAUGUUGCCUCGUCCCCGUCGACUGUUGCUGCUGGUCAAUCCAUUCAGUGGACGGGGUCAAGCCAUGCAGUGGUGUCAAACACACAUACUUCCGAUGAUAAGAGAAGCCAACAUCAGCUACAACCUCAUACAGACGGAGCGUCAGAAUCAUGCACGCGAACUGAUCAGAGAGAUCUCAUUACUGGAAUGGGAUGGAAUCAUCAUUGUAUCUGGAGAUGGACUUUUGCAUGAGGUGAUAAAUGGUCUCUUGGAAAGGCCAGACUGGGAACAAGCAAUAAAAACCCCUGUAGGAAUUCUGCCUUGUGGCUCUGGGAACGCCCUUGCUGGUUCUAUCAACCACUAUGCAGGAUAUGACAUGUGCCUUCGGGAGCCUCUCUUGCUCAACUGCUGUUUCCUGCUUUGCCGGGGUGGGGUUCGACCGAUGGACCUGGUGUCUGUUACAACAAGCCCGUGUGCUGCUUCAUCCACAUCCAAUCAGAACGGGCACCCACCUGCUCCAAAAAGACUUUUCUCUUUCCUGUCUGUGGCGUGGGGUUUCGUGUCCGACGUGGACAUUGAGAGCGAACGCUACAGAGGACUGGGCUCUGCACGGUUUACACUGGGAACUCUGGUGAGGUUGGCCUCGUUGCGCUCUUACAAGGGUCGUCUUUCAUACCUGCCACCCGGUACGGUGAACCCGUCCCAAGAUUCUACGCCCCAGCCACCACGCAGACCUCUUUCUAGAAGUAUUACAGAGGGUUUGGAAGGAUAUUGUCGCACGCCCAUCCAUCGGACUUGCUCUGACAUGGGCCUGAGUGAGGAAAGAAGCCUUCGGAAGGGAGACGGGGAGAGAGAGCGAGAACGAGAGAGGGAGAGGCAGGAGAGAGAGCGUGAGAGAGAGAGGAGGAGAGAAAGGGCAAGGGGCGUGGGAAUAGUAAGAGCCUCCAGUCUAGCAGAGGAUAGAGAGAGAGAAAUCGAAGCAGAAGAGAAGAUGGAGGAGACAUCAGGGACCAGCUCGGAAUCAAACGAAAGGGAAGACUGUGAUAACAUAGCCACAAAUAAUGGAAACGGACAGGCUGAAGAGGAUACGGGGAAACUCGAUGAGAUCGACAGACAAGGAGUGUUGAGAGCGAGAGAGUUGAGUGACAGUGACGAGCUCGAUGAAGGAAAGGAGGUAAGCGUUUGUGAAGGAAGUUAUCAAACCACACCGACUGACCUGCCACCAAAACUACGCAAGAACUCUGCCCCCUCUAGCCAGAACAUGAAUGCCUUCUUUAGCCAGCCAAUCAGUGCAGACGCUGAACAGGACUUUGAGGUAGCAGCCUAUGGGAAGGAAGAUGAAGAUUUAAAUGGAACCUACUUUAAGAGAGAUGCGUACACACUGGACAAAUCUCGAGAGAGAGCCCUUACCAUAUCUUCCUCUCCAUUCCGCCAGUCUCCUUUUAAAUCAUUGAAAUCCAAAACUGUGGACCAGAACCAGAACACCUCACGACCACGCCCCCUCUCCCUUCUCCCCCAAUCAAAUUCGAACUCUCUCCCCCCAAAAUUUCCAUCCCUCUCUAUGUCCCUUUCCCCAACCCCUCCUUCAUCCCCAUCUUGUGCUUCUCCCCGUUCUUCCUAUCUUGCCCCACGUCCCAACACUCCCAGCUCAUCUUCUUCAUCACCGUCCUUUCAUUCACCAUCGCCUUCUUUCAACUUUGACCUUGCCGAGCCAGCAGGACCACUGAAGAACCGCCCUCACAUGACAUCCUCCAUCAACCUGCCUGAGGAUGAUCUGCUACCUCCUUUGGACCAGCCUCUGCCUACAAGAGACUGGGUCACCAUCGAGGGCGAUUUCGUCCUAGUCCUUGCGAUCUACCAGUCUCACCUGGGAGCAGAUCUUUUCGCUGCCCCCCAGGCUCGAUUUGAUGACGGUUUGAUCCAUCUGACAUUUGUACGGGCUGGUAUUUCCCGUGCAACACUACUCAGACUGUUCCUAGCAAUGGAGAGAGGAGCGCAUUUGUCUGUUAGUUCUCCGUACGUUAGUCAUGUUUCAGCUCGGGCAUUCCGUCUUCAACCGCUCUCAUCACGAGGAACACUAACUGUGGAUGGGGAGCUGGUGCCCUAUGGGCCUCUGCAGGCACAGGUUCAUCCCUCCAUGGCCCGUUUGAUUGUUGGGGAUUCGGGAGUGAAGAUUACAAGAUUCUGACCCGUUUAAA
Messenger RNA from Misgurnus anguillicaudatus (oriental weatherfish), 3906 nucleotides. RefSeq names its product sphingosine kinase 2 (gene sphk2). The record is from RefSeq and is a predicted model, not a curated record. Gene Ontology annotation, biological process: phosphorylation; sphinganine-1-phosphate biosynthetic process; sphingosine biosynthetic process. NCBI's taxonomy places the organism in Eukaryota, Metazoa, Chordata, Actinopteri, Cypriniformes, Cobitidae. Gene Ontology annotation, cellular component: membrane; cytoplasm; intracellular membrane-bounded organelle.